This is a messenger RNA of Aspergillus versicolor CBS 583.65, 1278 nucleotides long. RefSeq names its product NAD-dependent epimerase/dehydratase family protein. NCBI's taxonomy places the organism in Eukaryota, Fungi, Ascomycota, Eurotiomycetes, Eurotiales, Aspergillaceae. The transcript has a single exon. The record is from RefSeq and is a predicted model, not a curated record. Bases 275 to 1117 code for a protein of 280 amino acids.
GGCUCCGCUCUAUAAAGUGUCAGCACCUCAGGCUCACAUCAAUAGGGAGUUGCUAAAAUAGUAGGUUUCAUGCAGCUGCUUGACAAUGUUGAAGUCGCCGGGAAAGUACCUACCAUCCAAGACGUCAUGGGCUGCUACGUUGGAAUGACGCAAAAAAGACAUCGCCGGAUGAAAUCAUCCUACAGUCGCCCUAUACCUAGCCGGUUUAAUAGACAUAGAAUACAAAUUCGGGUAUACUCACAACCACCAUAUUUAAUAUUUUGAACCCGCCAUGAUGAGGAUCGCCAUCACCGGCGCCCGCGGCACAGUAGGCACAACCGCCGUACAGCUAUGCUCGCGCGCUGGACACCAAACCAUCCAAAUAAACCGCACCGACACAGAGCACGAUGGGACGCCCAACUCAGAAAUGCGCACCGCCGACGUUGCAAAUGACUACGACGCUACCCUGAAGGCAUUCAAGGGCUGCGACGCAGUCAUCCAUCUCGCUGCCAUGCCAGACCCAGUGGGGAAGGCUGACUGGAAGGUGCACAACAACAACGUCAACGCCGCUUUCAAUGGAUUCCAUGCUGCAGGGUCUCUAGGGAUUAAGAGGGUAUGCUAUGCGUCGUCUGUGAACGCGGUGGGGUUGGCGUAUGCGAACCGUCCGCUGCAUUUUGACUAUUUCCCGCUGGACGAGGAUGCGCCGCAGCGGCCGACGGACUCGUAUGCGAUGGCUAAGGAAGAGGCGGAGUACCAGGCGCGCGCGUUUGUGGAUUGGUUCCCUGGGAUGAAUAUUGCCUGUCUUCGGAUUCAUGAGGUUGCCCCGUUGAAGGACGUGAGGGAGGAGCAUGAGCGGAACUGGGAUGGGGCUGCUGUUGGGCAGUUAUGGGGGUGGGUGAGCCCUGAAGCUACGGCUAGGGCUUGUUUGCUUGCUGUUGAGCGCGCGGAGAAUCUACGUGGCUGUGAGAUUUUGAAUAUUGUUGCGCCGACUACGACGCAGAGUACGCCGUCGCAGGAGCUGGCGAAGAAGUAUUAUCCCAAGGCUGAGAUACGGGGGGAUAUGUCGAAGAAUCAGGCGUUUUGGACCACGGACAAGGCGAACAGGGUUCUGGGCUGGACCCAUGAUGAGACGGAGUAAUAUACAUUCAAUUGAUGUCCUGUAUAAUAUAUUCGAUAGUCAAAAAUAUUAAACCACCGAGUAGAGUGUCCUCUUAUGUCACGACAGACCCACGGUUCGCCAUCGGGAUUGUCGGAUGGACUAAGCUGAGGGCUGGAGAGGCAAACUCUUCCAGAAUGAGU